Messenger RNA from Symbiodinium sp. CCMP2592, 3999 nucleotides. NCBI's taxonomy places the organism in Eukaryota, Dinophyceae, Suessiales, Symbiodiniaceae. The record is from the annotation of a GenBank genome assembly.
AUGGCGAUGACGCAGCAACCAAAUCUGGCGAGAUCGCGGUACAACGCCGCCUUUACCUCGUCGAUCUUCGAGCCGCCUCCUGCACCGGAUGCGGCGUCCUUCGUGCCAGCAGGAAAACGUCGUGACCAGACGACGGGAGAGCUGUUUGGCAACUACGACGAGAAGGACCUGCGCGCCAUGCCAAAGACUUUUGUUCCCAAGGAGGACAACAGGUCGGCCCGAGCUCGGAAGCAGCAGUUCCUUUGUUCCCAGGUGCUGCCUGCGAGCAAUUAUCCGGCUCCUGCACCACAGGCAAGAGAGCGGAAGCCCAAUGCAGGCUACGUCGAGGACGAAGAGGAUGAGUCUCGAGUAGACACAGCGAUGGUGCGGCAGAUGCAGUUGUCGUCGAACAUGUUCGGCCGGUCUGCUCCGGAGGUGAGCGCAGAGACCGUCCACGACCGUGGUAACCGGCUGAUGCCCAACGACUUCGUGUGGCACAGUCACCCAGAGAAGCCGCUGUCACCGACGUACAAAGAUGGGAAGACGCACGCCGACCGCGCCUACGAGCAGAAGUGCUCUCAGGUCUUCGAGUACCAAUCCCCUGAGGUGCGGAAGAUGCAUGCGGACCAAAAGCGCCAGGAGCGUCGGGAGAGCGGUAGUAGGCUGAGAUCCAGGGCCUUGCCUACGCCGUCUCGCCUGUUUGCAAUGCUUUUCCAAUGGGAACAGUUCUUCUGGAGCUACCUGGUCCUUGGGCCAUACCUCAUGACGUACUCCUGGUCCUUAAGUUUUUGGAUCCGGCUCUUCGCCGGCUUCGUUGCGCUUAGCCAGGCUAUGACUCAGGUGUUGCUCCAGCAGCCGAACCUCGCAGAUCCGGCCAAUCCGUUUGGCCACGUGAGCCAGAGUGCCAUCGGCCUUUGCAUCGGGACAGGGGUCAGUGGUGCGUUCUUCUGCGCCCUCUCGGAGCCAGUUGGUUUGCUGGUGCUACAGCUGUGGGGCGUCUACUCCAUCUACACUUGGUGGGUGGUGUCGGUUGACAACUACUCUCCGCCAUGGCAAAAGGAGCAUCAUUGGGAAGGAAUUUGGCACAGCCUUACCGGCGGUAACGAUUGUGUCAUCGCUAUCUACCUCCUUUGCUUGGGGAUGUUCCUGGGCCACGCAUGCGUGCGCUGGCCGCGGCAGCUUAGCCACUUUCUUGCUGGCGUCUCUGGUGCCGCAGCUGGGGCCCAUGUGACAGUCCAGGCCAUCUACUUCGUGUGGAGUGAGGACGGGAUCAACGGUGCGCUCGUGUAUGGGCUUUUGGUGCAGAAUCGCGUUCAAUGGUGCACUGCACGAUCUUCCUGCCAGAUCUUCUUUUACACCUUCUGGGUGCUGGUCAUCGUCAGCCUUAUCACACAGUACUUCGUGGCCAGCUUUGUCGGCCUUGCGCGGCCACACAAGCCUUUCGAGCCCAAGAAGUUCCGGCACCCCACAGAAGGCAACCCAGUGGCGACCAGCUUGGAAGAUGGACUGCCGAUGUCCGCGGAGGACGAUCAAGAUGACGAGAAGGAAGUGGACGACGCCAAUUGCCUCCGGAGGUGCUUCGGGAAGAGAGACCCGAAGAACACUUGGGCCGCCAACUUGGCCACGCCAAGUUCUGCGUGGAUCUUCCUUUUCUUCGUGGUGCUGCUGUCGUGCAUGGCAACUUAUGCCUUCACCUUCUUCGUGUACUGGGCGGAUGGCACCGAAACAAACUUUUUCAUCGGACUGGUCUACGUGGUUGCUAAUGCUUUCUGUCUGUGGAGCAUCAUCGAGUUCUUCCUGACCACCGUUUGGUUCCACGCCAUCCGGCUCAUUCUGGGCAUGCCACGGCUACCUCGCAAGGACUUUAGCAAAGGUCUGCCCAAGACUGGCCGCACCAUCUUGUCCUACUGCCUGCUGUCGAAACAGCAGGAGUCUUCGGAGGAUACCUUCCGGACCGCCCUGGCGGCCCACCUGGCCAACCUGGACCCCGAGUCCCGCAUCACGACGGCUGUGGUCUCCGUGUCCUCUGCGCUCUCCAUCGUGCGCUGUGAGAUGGACUGCCGAGACAAGUGCCGAGAGGAAAUCACGACGAUUCUGACGUCGGAAGUCAAUGCGCUGCUCCAGACCUUCCCCAAGGCUUUGGAGCAGAGCGACCCGGCCCUGCGGCUGCGCAGCGUCUGCAGCGCCCUGGAAACGGUGGGCAAGGCCUCCUGUCAUCGAGCCGAGUACUGGCUGCAAUGUCUGGAGUCGGACUGGUCUCACGCGCGCGGCUGCAUGGAAACCUUUACCGAGAAUCUGCACCUCCGAGUUGCGGAUGCGGCCAGGCACUUCCUGUAUCUGCACAGGAACUGCAAGAUCCUGAAAAAGCCGGGCCAGUACCAAGAUCUCAUGGUCCUGGCCUCCACGGGCAGCAACGAGGCCUUCACCUACCUCCACGAAGACUAUGGCGCUCUCGGGCGGAAGUUCCGAAGCCCUUGCUUUGGCUUCGAGGGAAACGUGGAGAACGACGGCCAGCCCGAGGAGUUCGAUGCCGCUUGCGAGGACUUGAAGCUGCGAGGCCGUGAGGACAUCAUGCUUGUAGCGGAGUACGGCCGGGAUGCAGACAACCGAUACUACUACACCAUGGUCCUGGACUCUGAUACGAUCUGCCCUCCGCGAAGCAUUCGCCGUCUUGUUGAGACGGCAGAGCAUGGACGCAACAAGGCCUACGGAAUCAUCAACGCCAACCUUGCCAACGACUACUCUGCUGACGACAGCUGCACCUGGCACAUGUGGAGGAAUGCCCUUAUGGAGGUCUCCACAGUGAAUCUGCAGCGCGGGCAGUUCUGGAUCUUCAACCGAGUGGGCUUCUAUGGCAAAGGCUUGGUCCGCAACGAUCUCUACAUCCCCCGCCUGAUCGGGCGGCCGGGAAGCGUCAUCGAGGCUCUUCCGAUCGACAUCCUCAGCCACGACACGGUCGAGGCCAAGUUGCUGCAGCCGGCGAUUGAUGUCGACGUGACGCUUUACGAGGAUGUGGCGAGGAACCCGAUCUCGGCGAUGUCACAGUCCACGAGGUGGAUGCUCGGGGAGGUGCGCAACUGCAGCUACCAUGCCAGCGGAAUCUACACACCCAUGGUGAAGGUGCUGGCCGCCGUUCAUUCCCUGGCCACGAAGUGGGAGCUACCCAAGAAGAAGUUUGUUCGCUGGCGCGACGUUCCCUGUGCCACCUCGGCAGAGUACCUUUCGCACACGGGCUUCCGCCUCUUCCAUGCAGGACCCGGUAUUCUUCUGAUCAACCUUUUCUCGACGGUUCUCGCAUCGAACAAUUGGGGGCUCCAACUGAACAUUCUGCCGCUGCUUGGGUUCUCCGCACUGCUCUUCACAGUGCUGGCACUUUUCAUCAUCCCCAAGGGCUUCCUCAUCUUGGACAAGUUGCCGUCUCUUCGCCUGGGCAAAUACUGCCUGCUUUCGAGGAAAGCCUCCAAGAUCGGAGAUGGCAAGUUCGGAGAUGUGGACGAGAAGGAUGUCUCAUCGCAGUUCCUAUCCAUCGGAAGCACAGAUGCCAGUGACAGCGACUCCAGCAAUUCCAGCUACAAGAAGGCGCGCUUUCGCUUGAGUCGCUGCUCUGUUCUCUCACGGCAGCUGGCACUUUCGGUGAUUGAGAUCGUGUUGUCCAUCCUCUUGUACUCUCCAGAGCUCAUCUUGGGUGUGCUGCGCGUCGGCCGCGCCGUCUGGGCGCAGUCCUCGGGCUCGGCGAACUGGAAGCCACAGGAUGCGGUCGAGCGCGAGGUAGAGCAGAACCUGUCGCUGUGGUACGUCUUUAAGAGGACUUGGAUAGUUUUCAUGUGCGGUGUCGGCUACAUGACAUACAUCCUCACUUUCGAGGUGAAGGACCUUCUGGUGUGGCUCAUAGUUGUUCCCUGGAUCCUCUACCCGCUCUCCACGUAUGCCAUGUGCCGACGGGUGCCUCAAUCGGCCAAGACCUGCUGGCUCUGGACUUGGGUGAUGGACAUCAAGGCUGCGGAGAGGAAUCUAUUGUGA